AUGAAAAGAAACCUAAGAAGUCUACUUUUUGUAAAUAACCCGCUAGUUCUCAACGGUCAACUCUUGAUCGGGAGUUGCUAUGCUCGUGUUUUGGGUCGUCUUGCUCAAGAUGCUUUAACGUCAAUGAAGGAAACCGUUAAGAAAGUUCGCGAUAGUGUGAAGUAUGUGGUGACGGUCGAAAGUCACCAAGAAAGAUUCAAUGAUCUGAAACAACAGCUUCAGGUUCCGAGUACGAAAAGCCUCAAUCUUGACAACCAAACUGAAUGGAACACCACAUAUCACAUGUUGGUAGCGGCAUCCGAAUUAAAAGAGGUAUUUUCUUGCUUAGAUGCUUUCGAUCCAAAUUAUAGAGAAACCCUAUCAAUGGAAGAAUGGAAAGAAGUCGAAAUUCUAUGUAUUUUCUUGAAACUCUUAUUCGAUGCCGCUAAUCUUUUGGUGGGCCCUACAUAUCCGACCACCAAUGUGUUUUUCGACGACGUGUGGAACAUCCAGCUCGAGCUCACACACGCAGCAAUGAGUGAAGAUGUGUUUAUUAGCAAUUUGACGAAGCCAAUGUAUGAAAGAUUCGAUAAAUACUGGAAAGAUUGCUCGUUGGUUCUUGCCAUUGCGGUCGUCAUGGAUCCACGAUUCAAGAUGAAGCUCGUGGAGUUCAGUUUUUCAAGAAUCUACGGUGACGAUGGGGAGAACCAGAUGAAACUGGUGCAAGAUGGUGUUCAAGAACUCUUUCUUGAUUACGUCGUACAAAUGCUUCCUCCACCGACCUUUGUUGUUAAUGGGAACGGAAUGAAAUCAGAUGACGACAUCCUUCUUUCAACAAGUGAUGAUCUCUCUGAUUUCGAUGUUUAUAUCUCCGAGAGCACAAGUGAUCAGAAUACAAAAUCGGAAUUAGAUCAGUAUUUGGAAGAAUCUGUAUUGCCACGGACGCAAGAUUUUGACGUUUUGGGGUGGUGGAAACUGAACAGACAAAGGUACCCGACUCUUGCGAAAAUGGCGAUCGAUAUCUUGUGUAUUCCGGUUUCUACGGUUUCUCGAGAAUCGGUGUUUGAUACGAGGUGUAAGAAAAUGGAUAGAUAUCGAUGUUCUCUAAAUCCAUCAACUCUUGAAGCACUUGUUUGUGCAAAGGAUUGGCUGCAGCAGGGAUGUUCUGAAUAUUCACCUCCAAUUUCUUCAAAUUCAUUAGUGAAUAUGGAGUCAUAG
This is a messenger RNA of Cynara cardunculus var. scolymus (artichoke), 1197 nucleotides long. Its product is annotated as zinc finger BED domain-containing protein DAYSLEEPER-like. NCBI's taxonomy places the organism in Eukaryota, Viridiplantae, Streptophyta, Magnoliopsida, Asterales, Asteraceae. Gene Ontology annotation, molecular function: DNA binding; protein dimerization activity. The transcript has a single exon. Bases 1 to 1197 code for a protein of 398 amino acids. The record is from RefSeq and is a predicted model, not a curated record.